AUACGAAUUUACCUGCGACAAAAAUAAUCGUGGAAGAACACUUGAUAACGGAUAUAGAAGUUGAUAUCACGUAGGCAAAGGUAUAAUGCUUGGCAACCGCUCGUUUACAUUUGUGCACCUUGUGUUGCCCUAGUGGAAUUGUACUGUUUUUUUUUGUUAAAUUCCUUGGAUUGUACUAUUUAAUGACGAAAGAUGUCAAAUUCAAAGUUUAAACUAACUGGAGAAAACACCAACCUUGGUCGUGUGGCCCAGAUGAUAUUGGGUCCAUGCACUAACGUACUACGUGAUGUUCUUAGGAACGAAAUUUCUCCGUCCAAUUUGGAAACGAAAGUCAGAGCUUAUAUUGCUAAAACAAAGAAACCACUGAUCAACCAACACCAAAAGACACUCGUCUACAAUAAAGAUUACUUAAAAUUCGAUGUUACGUUACUGUACUUUUUAUUACGGAAUAUGUGCUCGAUCCAACCGCAUUCAAACAAAUGGGGAAACAACCCACAUCCCGGAGAUAGAGGUGUGUCAGGAAACAUCGAACGGAUUCGUCUGAUAAGAAAUGAAUAUGGACAUAAUUCGGAAAGAUCUAUCUCCGAUACAGACUUUAAAAUAAAAUACCAAGAUAUUAAGGGCAUCGUUAAAGAGUUGGAGAACUACUUAGGUAGUAGUUCUACUAAAUACCAGGACGAAGUAAAGGAACUGAAAACUUGUACCAUGGAUCCUACUCAAAGCGAAAAAAAUAUCAAAGAGCUUCUUGACCUCCAUGAAAAAAUUAAAGACAUUUCAGAGGAUGUCAAAGAAAUAAAGAAGACAGUUCUUCCUUGGAAUAUAAAAGUUAUAUAUGAAAAGGACGUUCUUAAAUGGAAAGAAGAUGACGUUUUUUUUGUUGAAACCCACAACUUUUACGCGAUGCUAAACAAAGUUAGACAGCAUCCGUUUGUGACGUUUGUUGGUGUCCCUGGCUCAGGAAAAACAGCUACAGCCCGCCACAUUGCACUGUUUUUGCAAGAGAAAGACGGGUAUGAAAUAUUACCAACCAAAGACAUAAAGGACAUUGAAACGUAUUGUAACCCUCGCAAUCCACAAGUGUUUGUUAUUGAUGAUGUCCUAGGUGUGUUUGGGUUUGACAUGAAGGAACUUGAGAAGGUCACCAUGUAUAAAGAUAGAUUAAAUGAACCUACAAUGCCAGCCACCAAGGUUCUUAUGACAUGCCGGGAGGUAGUUUUCAAACAUGAAGCUUUCUCAGGAUCCAUUUUGUCAAAUAAAAAACACGUAGUUCAGUUACACAGCGAAGAGAAUGCUUUAAAUGAUCAAGAUAAAUAUGAUUUAUUUGCAAAAUACAACUUAGAUAAAGAUUUGUUAUCAGCAGACACUUUGUCAAAAUUAUCGAAAAGUUUUCCAUAUCUAUGCAAAUUGUUUUCAAGAAAGGAAGAGUUAGAACAUUAUGGGCUACAGUUUUUUAUUUCACCUGUUCCAUGUAUAUUGGAACUUCUGGACAACAUGAAAAUAAGAAACAAGGAUCAUUAUGCUUCAUUAGUUUUAUUAAUGACCAAUCAAAAUUCACUGUCAGAAAAAAAAUCUAACAUAGAAAACACGACGUAUUUUGAUGAAAUGAAGUUCAAGGUUUUAAAAAGAUGCAAAGUUGACCAUACGAUCUGUAGUUUUAAUUUUAUUGAUGCAUUGGCUGAAAUGGAAGGGACUUACACUGAGCAACGUCAAAAAGAGUUUAAAUUUAUUCACGAUUCUAUGCUUGAAAUAAUCGCCUAUCAUUUUGGUCGUCACUUUCCAGAGCUAAUUUUGCAAUAUAUGGAUAGUGAUUACAUUGCUAAUUAUAUCAAACCAGGCAAAUGCAAAUGUAGGAAACGUAAAAGAGAAGAAGACGAAUUAGACCAAACAGUCGAUGAGAAGGAAGACAGUGAUACAGUUGACGACGAAGAAUAUGUGCAUGAUUUGUGUAUAAAACUACAGGAGUCCCAUUACCAUUUACUUGCUGAUCGUUUGUUUGAAGAUAUACAUAAUGGCGAGUUGUUUAAUGUUUUUAAAAACGAAGCGUUAAAAAAUCCAUUGGUGCUUCAAAUUUUUUUGGAUUUGAUGAAUAGUAAGCCUUAUUCAGACUUGUUCACCGUAUUUCUGUCAGAUUUAAAAGAACAACAAGUUAAACCAGCAAAAUCAUCUAAAAAACAUUUUUUUCCGAGCAAGAGCUAUGAUUUACUCAUUAAUUUAAUGUGCAUUAACAUCAACGAAGAUGUUGACUUUUACACGUGUGCUCGUGCCAUUGACUGGGUUAUAUUCUAUGGACACAAUCGAAUUUUACAGUUUAUCAUAGAUCAGAUAAUAAAAAACACCAAAACGGUUAAUGACCUAUUUCGAACUCCUUUCAACUUUCAAUCGGAUGAAUUUUGUACUACAGUACAGGGUACAGAUUGUAAAAAAAGAAAUGAAUCAGAUAUUGAUGAUAACAGUACAGGGAGAUGUGAUGUGUCAGAAGAGUCUGAAGAUGAAUCUUGGUCCGAUUUAUGCUCCGAAAGAGGCGAUGAAUGUUUGGGGGCCGAAGAAAUCUUAAUUGAGAAGCGCCGCCUCCUUAAUCUCAGUUGUUAUAGUGGUGACCUUCUGACUUUCCAAACUUUACUUCGAUAUUGUGAUAAUAAAGUCCUUUUUUCUGAUUUAUCGUGGAAAGACGACUUUUUUGAUGAUGUUUAUGAUGAUGAUAAUGAUGAUAAUGAUUUGAAAAUUCAUGAUCCACCAAUUGUUGUUGCAAGCAAAACUGGACAUUUGAAUAUACUUCUUGAGCUGUUAAACCUUCGUGCAUAUGUAAAUGACGACAGCUAUUGUGAUAAAUCACUGGUUGUUGCAUGUUCAAAAGGACAUUUAGAUAUAGUUAUUGAAUUGUUAAAACGUAAAGCAAAUGUCAAUAUAAAAGAUUAUAAUAGGACCCCACUAAUUGUUGCGUGUUUAAACGGACAUUUAGAUGUAGUUCUUGAAUUGUUAAGACAUGGGGCAGAUGUCAAUAUCACAGUUUCUGAUAAUUCACCCCUUAUUGCUGCAUGUGCAAAAGGACAUUUAGAUGUAGUUCUUGAAUUGUUAAAACAUGGGGCAGAUGUCAAUAUCACAGUUUCUGGUUGUUCACCUCUUAGUUCUGCAUGUUCAGAGGGAUAUCUUGAUAUAGUACUUCAAUUGUUAAAACACGGAGCAUAUGUAGAUAUGAAAGGUUUUUUUAAAUCACCCCUUAUUGCUGCGUGUUCGAUAAAUUGUAUUUUAAAGGGAAACAAUUUGUUAAGACAAGGUAAAGGUGUCGAUACCGGAUAUUUAAUAGAUAAAUCCAAUUAUGCUGAAUGCUCAAAAGUCCAGUUAGACAUGAUACACGAACUCUUAAAACAUAAAGCAGAUGUCAACAUCAAAACAUGUCUUGAUUCACCUCUUAUUGCUGCUUGUUCAAAUAAAUAUAUAAAUGAAGGUGCUGUACGAGAAUUGCUAAAACAUGGUGCAGAUGUCAAUCUGACUAAUACUUAUGAUUCCCCACUUAUCGCUACAUGUAGAAAUGGACGUUUUGAUUUAGUUAUUGAAUUGUUAAAACAUGGAGCUGAUGUCAAUAUCACAGGUCGUUAUUCUUCUCCACUAAUUGCUGCGUGUUCAUACAAGAGUUUAGAUAUCAUAUCCAAAUUGCUAAAACAUGGAGCAGAUGCCAAUGUCAUAGUUUCUGACAGAUUACCACUUAUUAUUGCAUGUACAGAAGGACAUUUAGAUAUGGUUCGUGAACUGUUAAAACAUGGAGCAGAUGUCAAUGCCAGGGUUUCUAACAAUUCUCCACUUCUUGAAGCAUGUUCAAGGGGACAUUUAAGCAUAGUCCAUGAAUUGUUAAAACAUAGUGCAGAUGUCAAUGCCAUGGUUUCUAAUAACUCUCCACUUCUUGAGGCAUGUUCAAAAGGACAUCUAAAUAUAGUCAAAGAAUUGUUCAAACAUGGAGCAGAUGUGAAUGCCAUGGUUUCUAAUAACUAUCCACUUCGUAAAGCAUGUUCAAUAGGACAUUUACAUUUAGUCCUGGAACUGUUAAAACAUGGAGCAAAUGUGAAUGCCAUGGUUUCUAAUAACUCUCCACUUCUUGAAGCAUGUUCAAAAGGACAUUUAAGCAUAGUCCAUGAGCUGUUAAAACAUGGUGCAGAUGCCAAUAUGAAAGUUUCUGAAAAUUCCCCACUCAUUGCUGCGUGUUCAAAUGGGAAUUACGAUGUGAUAAAUGAACUCUUAAACCAUGGAUCAGAUGUCAAUAUGAUUGUUUCGGGUUGGUCACCACUUACUGCUUCAUGUUUUAUUCAUUAUGAUGAAAUAUCACGUGAGUAUUACCAAAGAAAAUCUGCCGAAAUCGUAUACUCUGGGAAAAUACUAGAUUUAUGUUCGAAAGUGCAUUUGAAUAUAAUACGCACUCUCAUAAAACAUGGAGCAGAUAUCAAUGGCAAAAACUGUACAGAUUCACCUCUUAUUGCUUCUUGCUUAGAAGGUCAUUUGGAUAUUUUAAAUGAAUUGUUAAAACAUGGAGCAGACGUCAACAAAGGUUCACCACUUACUGCGGCUUGUUCAAAAGGUCAUUUGAAUGUUGUAAAGGAAUUGUUAAAAAAUGGAGCAAAUGUCAACAUCACAGUUUCUGAUAAUUCACCCCUUAUUGCUGCCUGUUCACAAGGUCAUUUGAGUGUUGUAAAUGAAUUGUUAAAACAAGGAGCAGAUGUUAAUAUCACAGUUUCUGAUAGUUCACCACUUAUUGUUGCAUGUUCAAAAGGGUACCUAGAUAUAAUACGUUUACUAUUAAAACAUGAAGCAAAUGUAAACAUCACAGUUUCUGGUAAUUCACCACUUACUGCUUCAUGUCUCAUAGAUUAUCGACUUAUGAAGUUUAAUUUGUCAAAACAAACAGCAUAUGCAAAUACCAUUUCUGAUGAUACAUUAUUUCGUUUGUCAUGUUCAAAAGUUCAUUUAGCUGUAAUACGUCAACUGUUACAACAUGGAGCCGAUGUCAAUGUCAGACACUGUAAAGACUCACCUUUGAAUGCGUCUUGCUCACAAGGACAUUUAAAUAUAGUUCGUGAACUCCUUAAACACGGUGCAGAUGUCAAUACCAUAGUUAAUGAUAUGUCACCACUUAUCACAGCUUGUCAAGAUAAACAUUUAGAUAUAGUGGAUGAAUUGGUAAAACAUGGAGCAGAUAUCAAUAUCACAGUUUCUGAUAAUUCACCUGUUAUUGCUGCAUGUUCAGAGGGACAUCUUGAUAUAGUGCUUGAAUUGUUAAAACAUGGGGCAAAUGUCAAUAUCAUAGUUAAUGAUAGUACUCCACUUAUUACAGCUUGUCAAAAAUGGCAAUCAGAUAUAGUUCUUGAAUUGUUAAAACAUGGGGCAGAUGUCAAUGUUAUAUAUUCUGAUAAUUUACCCCUUAUUGCUGCAUGUGGAAAAGGACAUUUAGAUAUAGUUCUUGAAUUGUUAAGACAUGGGGCAGAUGUCAAUCUCACAGUUUCUGAUAAUUCACCCCUUAUUGCUGCAUGUACAAAAGGAAAUUUAAAUGUCGUUCUUGAAUUGUUAAGACAUGGGGCAGAUGUCAAUCUCACAGUUUCUGAUAAUUCGCCCCUUAUUGCUGCAUGUGCAAAAGGACAUUUAGAUAUAGUACUUGAAUUGUUAAGAUAUGGGGCAGAUGUCAAUAGUACAUAUAAUGAUAUAUCCCGAUACAUUGAUGUUUGUUCAAUAGGGACGUUUAUGUAAUGUUUGUGAACUGUUAAAUCAUGGAAUAGAUGCCAAUAUCACAGUUUCCGAUACUUGCCAGCUUAUUGAUGUUUGUUCAAGAAGACAUUUAGAUAUAACAUGUUAAGUGUUAUAAAAUGGAGCAGGUAAAAACACCACAAGCUCAAAAGAUUCCCCACUGAUUGUUGUAUGUUCAGAAGGAUAUUCAGACUUAAAACGUGAACUUUUAAAAAUGAAGCAGAUGUCAACAGAAGAGUUUCUGACGUGUCACUAUUUAUUGCUGCUAGUUCAAAAGGUUGUUUAAGUAUAAAAUUUGAAUUGUUAACGUACGAAAGGUAUAGUAUAUGUUUCAUCUUUCUAUUAUAAAAUAUAGCAUAUGUUUCAUUUUUCUGUUAAAUUUGCCUCCAAAAGCCAUUAUGAUAUGUGCACUGUUAAAGCAUUGUUUGUGUGUUGUUUAAAAUGAUACAUCGUGUUUAAGUACAAUUUCAAUUUGAAAUAAAACUUUGAUUGAAUUGUUUUGAAUAAUUAAAAACAUAUA
Molecule: messenger RNA, 6247 nt
Organism: Magallana angulata
Lineage: Eukaryota; Metazoa; Mollusca; Bivalvia; Ostreida; Ostreidae
Exons: 4
Coding region: 193-5730 (1845 amino acids)
Molecular function (GO): protein binding
Source: RefSeq, a predicted model, not a curated record